AUGCUCCCAACUUUCUAUGGGGGAGAUGACAAUGAUACACAUUCAAAUGCCAUUCCUCCUUUACCUAUUGGGUUAAUAGAGGAGAGCGACAGCGGUUUUCAAAAUUUUGCCAAUUCAACACAAAGAGGAAAUUCAUUAUUUUCAAAUCAAAAGAAAUCUCAACGACUUUUGCCAGAGCCUGAAAUAAUUGGAGAUGUUUUUCCAUCUUCCCAACGAAAAAAUCAAAUUAAUCCAAUUUUAAUUCAAAGCCCUCGUAUUCGCGAAGAUUCAAACAGAAUUAUUCUCGAAAAUGGUGAUUCAUACAUGGGUCCAUCCGAUUCUACUCGAUCAGGACAAGAUUCUUAUAUGGGACCAUCAGAUUCCUACUUAGGACCUUCAGAUUCAACUAGAUCAGGUCAAAACUCAUAUGUUGGACCGUCUGAUUCCUAUUUAGGACCAUCAGAUACAUCAACAAGCAAAAUUGGCUGGCAAUACCCAUACGCGCAGCACCAACAAUCGAAAAAGUCCAAUUCAUCAUUCCAGAACUCAUCAGCCAACGAACAAUAUACAAAUUCAUUUGCUCCUGCAAAUGCCCAAAAAUUUGAUUUUAAUGAUCCGAAUUUUCUCAACGGCGACGUUCCACAUAGUCUUUUUGAGCCUGUCAAGAUGGAUAGCCAUGUUCCCGAUCUCCCAACACCAUCAGCAACUCCAACCAGACUUGUUCAAUCCGUUCGAGUUCGUGCAAUGAAACAAGAGAUCGAACAAGCAUCCAAAAUGUGGAUGAAACGGAUUAACGAUGAAGAACAGAAGCAGAAGGAGCAAAUGAAACAACUCAUUGCUGGACAAGUCCAAGAAUUACGAACAUUUGACGAAAGAAAUGGAAUUUUGCCAAGAGCUGUUUCAGCACUUCCUCCGACCCUCAAAAUGAUCUGUAGCAACAAGAACAAAGCUCUUGUGAGAGUUCCGAUAUCAACAACAAGAGGAGCACAAAGGAAACCUCUUUCUACACCAAGACAAAACGAACAAGAGUCAUCUAAAAGAAAGAUGAUUCUAGCAAGACAUCAAAAGGAAGUUAUUGCUGCAAACAACGAAUGCAACCAAAGAUUGUCUGCAAUGAGAUAUCAAAUGGAAAGAGAUAUAGAGAGAAGGUGCCAAGAACUUUCUUCUUUGUCUGGUUUUCCAAUUGAUUACAGAGAAUUUUUAGUCAGUCAGCAGACUUCAUCAAGAAACAUUGCUGAUGGAAAGACUUAUCAUCUGAUAAUCAAACUUGAAAUAUAA
Molecule: messenger RNA, 1257 nt
Organism: Trichomonas vaginalis G3
Lineage: Eukaryota; Parabasalia; Trichomonadida; Trichomonadidae
Exons: 1
Coding region: 1-1257 (418 amino acids)
Source: RefSeq, a predicted model, not a curated record